This is a messenger RNA of Cuscuta campestris, 798 nucleotides long. The record is from the annotation of a GenBank genome assembly. Lineage: Eukaryota; Viridiplantae; Streptophyta; Magnoliopsida; Solanales; Convolvulaceae.
AUCUACUCCGUAUUUCCUUUUCCAAUAUGCCUCAAUCGCAGCAGCCGCUGGAUUUCAAUCUCACCCGCCGCAAAAAUGGAGACGGACUGACGGAGUCCAAUCGCUCUGUGGGCCACGAUUUCUAGGCUUGCAUAGGCAACGGACUUUGCGAACGCUUAUCGCCGAGCGUGUAGUUUGUUCCGACUUUCUACACGUAGGUAAUUACAAGCUGAUCCUGGAGGGUACAGAGAUGGAGAAGAUGUACGGAUGCAGGGCUCAAACCGUUAACAGAUAUGAUGAUUUUAAUUGGGUCUCCGCCUCCUUCUUCUUCGAUCGUAGCCAAUCCGCAGACCACCGCCAUCGUCUUCUUCUCCAUUCAGAGACGAGGAAGGGCGAUGCCAGUCCACGGUGGGCAGACCUCUCCGACGACUCUCUCUCUCUGUUCCGGCCAAGGCGCAGCGACCCAAUUGACAGCGACAAUCGGCGAGGGUUCCUUCGUCGAGUUAUCAACGGCGACCGUGAUGCAGUGGCGGAACGGCGGCGUUUGGCGAGGAAGGCAGCAGCACGAGGGGUGGCGCGCGCGCCCUCCUUGACCAGCGACCCUGUUCCGGCGAUCUUCGACGACGACUCAAGCGCGCCGGCGAGCUGACCCGACGGUGAACGGUAUUCUGUUCCGGUGACGACUGGCACGGCGACGGUCAGAUUUGUGCAGUUCCGGGUAACGAUGGGUAGUUGAGCAGUGGGUGAGAUUACUCCGACGUAGCAUCCGAGUGACGUUCUUUCGAAUUGAAUUGAAACGAAUCAAGGUGAGUACGUGGA